Molecule: messenger RNA, 939 nt
Organism: Melampsora larici-populina 98AG31
Lineage: Eukaryota; Fungi; Basidiomycota; Pucciniomycetes; Pucciniales; Melampsoraceae
Exons: 7
Coding region: 1-939 (312 amino acids)
Biological process (GO): signal transduction; inositol metabolic process; phosphatidylinositol phosphate biosynthetic process
Molecular function (GO): inositol monophosphate 1-phosphatase activity
Source: RefSeq, a predicted model, not a curated record
AUGUCUAAUAACCCAUACGUGACUGAACUCGAAUUCGCAAUCGGCUUGGCUCGACGUGCCGGAGAAUUGAUCCUAGAGGCAAGUAAAGAUCGCCAAACCGGGAAGGGCACAACGGUAAAUGAUAAGAAGAAUCGAAUCGAUUUGGUGACUGAGACCGAUCAAGCUGUUGAGAAGUUAGUAGCUAAAUCAAUCAAAGGGAAAUUUCCGGAUCAUAAAUUUAUUGGUGAGGAAUCAUUUGCGGCCGGAGAGAAGGCAGAUUUGACGAAUGAUCCUACUUGGAUCUGUGAUCCUAUUGAUGGCACUACCAACUUCGUACAUGGCUUUCCUAGUGUGUGUAUCAGCAUAGGUUGGGUGGUAAACAAGGUGCCAACUGUUGGAGUGAUCUAUAAUCCAUUCCUUUCUCAACUGUAUACAGCUGUCAAAGGUCAUGGAGCGUACCUUAAUCAAACCACUCGAUUACCGUUAUCCUAUCCAGAUCAACUUCCACUCAACAAGCUUUCUGAUGCUUUGGUAGGAGUAGAAUGGGGUAGUGAUCGUUCAAAAAAUGUUAUGGACAAAAAGUCGCGAAGCUUUGUAAGACUGGCGGGAGAUCCGAACGAGGUGGACGGUGGGGUGAUGUGCCACUCUCUGAGAUCGAUGGGUUCGGCUGCCUUGAACUAUAGCCACGUCGCAGCUGGAAGUCUAGAUUUGUAUUGGGAGAUUGGAUGUUGGGCAUGGGACGUCUGUGCAGGAACGGUCAUUGUUCGGGAAGCAGGCGGCAAGUGUUAUGGGAGAGGGGGGAAAGCAUUUGAUGAAGAUGGGUCAGGAAAAGACCUGAUGGGUCAUCAUUUCUUCGUGAUCAGAGGUAUCGCAGAUCAGGAUGGUCAAUCUGGUUCAGAGAUUCAAGAUAGAUUGGCACAGGAGUUUUUCAAAAACGUGGCAGAGGAAUGGGAUGCUUGA